This is a messenger RNA of Ilex paraguariensis (yerba mate), 1098 nucleotides long. NCBI's taxonomy places the organism in Eukaryota, Viridiplantae, Streptophyta, Magnoliopsida, Aquifoliales, Aquifoliaceae. The record is from the annotation of a GenBank genome assembly.
GCUAGACACUGACCUUGAAGGUGACUUUCAAACCUGCAAUCACCAUCGAUGGAUUCGGCUUCCUUAGAGUAUCCAUACCCAUCAGAGGUUAAUGUGGGAGACUUGGUCAGCAUCAAGCUCUCCCAAACUAACUACGUUUCGUGGAAAUCAAGGAUGUUUAGACUCAUUGAGUCUCAUGGUUUGGAUGGUUUCAUCAAUGGCAAAAUAACACCACCUCCACAGAGGAUUACAAUCGCUGAUGAUAGUUCUGACAAUGGCACGAAGGAGGUAAAGAAUCCGGAUUACGAGGACUGGCAAAGAUCUGACGGGCUGUUAAAAAGAUGGAUCCUAGCGAUGGUCAGUGAAGUUAUCUAUAUGUUGAUCCUGAGGUUCGAAACUGCCAAAGACUUGUGGACAGCACUAGAAGAAAUGUUUGAAAUCGGAGCAGGGAAAGAUCUAAGCCCAUACCUGCCUCUGCACAAAGCUGCAAUCAAUGGUGACUGGAAGACAGCUGAAUCUUAUUUUCAACGAGCGCCCGAUCCUGAUGCAAUUAAGGCAACUAUCACCGGAGCUUCAGAAACGGCACUGGCAGUGGCAGUUAGAUCACCAACGAGAAACCAUUUUGUAAAGAAACUGGUGGAUAAGAUGUCAGAAAAUGAUUUUGCGAUGGUUAACGACUAUGGCUCAACAGCCCUUCAUAUAGCAGCAUCGUCUGGCAACACUGAGGCGGCCAAGUUGCUAGUGGAAAAGAACACCUACCUACUUUAUCUGCAGAACAAAUAUAAGAACCUACCUCUCCAUGUAGCUGCUGCUAGAGGCAAAAGAGAUAUGGUUGUUUACUUAAUGAAAGUUACCAGAGAAGACGAUGAUGCCAAGCCAUUUGAAGGGGAAUCAGGUGUUAGACUGGUCCAAAAACUGAUAGAUGGUGGACUUUACGACAUAGCCCUCAAUUUGGUAAAGCGGCACAGUAAGUUGGCAUUUGGGAAUCCUUCUCCUUUGGAAGCAAUUGCACAGAAGCAAUCUGCAUUUCGAAGUGGAGCACGAUUAAAUUACUGGCAAUGCUUGCUCUACUGGGGUAAGUCUUCUCAAUCUUUUUCCUCUUCUCUUUGUUUAAUUUAA